CGUGCAUUUUUUAUUUUCCUGUGUUUGCAAGAAUGGAAGAGCAGAGGUGCUAGCAUCGUACGCUUCGCCGUGAAAAAGAAUCGGUGAGACUGGAAACCUUUUAGGUUGCCAGAAAAAAGGAUUUUUAUGGGACUCGCUUCUCCACAAGAUCAAAAGGUAUGGCCAGUGAAUCUACGCACAAGGAGGUUUUCUUCGGGGGACUUGUUAAGGCCUUCAAAGAACAAUGGCAGGUCGAUAUCCGACUCAAGCCAGGAGACGACGACAAUGCCAUCCCUGCCCACAAAGUCAUUUUGGCUGCGAGAUCGAAGGUGUUCAGAGACAUGUUAGAAUCAGACGAAUGCAAAGCUUCACAAGACGAAACAAUCACCCUGUCUGAGCUGAAACACGAAGAACUAAAGACUUUCCUCGAGUUCUUGUACAAUGGGUCGUUGUCCUUCACAGAACUCAAGCAGCAUGUCCGCCCUCUCUACCUCGCAGCAGAUAAAUACGAGAUCCCUUACCUUCAAGAUCUCUGUAGAAACCAUCUUAUUUCCAACCUUAACUCCUCAAACGCUCUCGAUGUUCUGGAGCUCUCGGAUAUUCCUUCAGAUAAGCCCCUUAACGAGGCUGUCUCGAGGUAUAUUAUAGAACAUAUGGACGAGAUAGCGUUUUCGCAAAAUUUUAAGCCGUUUGUGGAGAAGAACCCUAGCCUUGCGGUGGAGAUCAUGCAGGCUUUUCUGAACAAAACAAAGGACUCAAGAUUACGACGUUAUUAUUAUUGAUGAUAUCUUCUGCCCUUUCAGACAUGAUAGAACAGAACAGAGCCUUGGUGUUGAAAUUUUAGGUUCUUGUCUCUUGGGAUGUUAUUGUUGGGGAGGAUGUGUUUUUUUACCAGGCAGAAACGAAUAUUUCUCAUA
Messenger RNA from Tarenaya hassleriana, 896 nucleotides. RefSeq names its product putative BTB/POZ domain-containing protein At2g40440. The transcript has 4 exons. The record is from RefSeq and is a predicted model, not a curated record. Gene Ontology annotation, molecular function: protein binding. NCBI's taxonomy places the organism in Eukaryota, Viridiplantae, Streptophyta, Magnoliopsida, Brassicales, Cleomaceae. The coding region runs from base 159 to 761 and encodes 200 amino acids.